AUGGAUGGUGGACUUCACAGUGUGGAUGGACCAUCAUAUUUCUCUGACUCUGGGCAACCUCGUACUGUGAGGGAUGGUACCGGAAUUCAGGGGGAGGAGACAUUUUCCUGUCCUGAAUGUGGUGAAAAUUUUGACUCCUUGUCCCAUCUUUACAAACACCAGAGCUCUCACAAGAGGAAAAAUUUAUAUCCCUGUCCUGAGUGCGGGAAAUAUUUUUCAGAGAUGUCCAAUCUUUACACACAUCAGAAGAUUCACACAGGAAUGAAGCCAUAUUCCUGCUCUGAAUGUGGAAAAUCUUUUCCACAUAAAUCAAAACUUGUCAGACAUCAAACAUCUCACACGGGGGAGAGGCCGUAUUCCUGCCCUGAGUGCGGAAAAUGUUUUCCAGAAAAGUCCAGUCUUUACAGACAUCAGAGGAUUCACACGGGUGAGAAGCCACAUUCCUGUCCUGAGUGCGGAAAAUGUUUUUCACAGAAAUCAGCCCUUGUUAAACAUCAAAGAUCUCAUACCAUGGUGGAGUCAUCCAGCUACACAAACCCACCAGAGAAAUGUCCCCGUCCUCUGUAUUCCCAGGAUUCCACACAGGAAGAUCACACCAUCCCUCACCAUCAUCAGGUAGGUGGAAAAACUGAACUCAUCACACAUUACAGAUCUCAUACUGGCAAGAAGUUGUAUUCCUGUCUCAAGUGCAAGAAAUGUUUUUCACAAUUGUCCCAUCUUUACAUUCAUCAAAGGUUUCACAUGAAGACAAAGUUGUAUUCCUGCACCGAGUGUGAGAAAUGUUUUGCAUGGAAAUCAGGACUUGUUAUGCAUCAAAGAUCUCACACAGGGGAGAGGCCGUUUUUCUGUCCUGAGUGCGGGAAAUGUUUUUUACAGAAAUCAGGCCUUGUUAGGCAUCAAAGAUCUCACAGAGGAGAGAAACCGUAUCCCUGUCCUGAGUGUGAUAAAAGUUUUUCACUGAAGUCCAAUCUUAGCAGACAUCAGAGGAUUCACACAGGGGAGAAGCCGUAUUCCUGUCCUGAGUGUGGGAAAUGUUUUUCACGGGCAUUCCAUCUUUACACACAUCAUCAGUCUCACACGGGGGAGAGGCCGUUUUCCUGUCUUGAGUGUGGGAAAUGUUUUAAACAGAAAUGUGACCUUGUUAGGCAUCAAAGAUCUCACAGAGGAGAGAAGCCGUAUUCCUGCUCUGAGUGUGGGAAAUGUUUUUCACAGAAAUCAAGACUUGUGGUGCAUCAAAGAUCUCACAGUGGAGAGAAGCCAUUUCCCUGCCCUGAAUGUGAUAAAAGUUUUUCGGAUAAGCCCAAGCUUUACAGACAUCAGAUGAUUCACACGGGGAAGAAACCGUAUUCCUGCCCUGAGUGUGAUAAAAGUUUUUCGGAUAAGUCCAAACUUUACAGACAUCAGAGGAUUCACACGGGGGAUAAGCCGUAUUCCUGUUCUGAGUGUGGAAAAUGUUUUUCACGAAAUUUAGACCUUGUUGUACAUCAAAGAUGUGACAGACAGGAGAAGCCGUAUUCAUGUGCUGAGUGUGGUAAAUGUUUUCCAUGGAAAUCAGACCUUGUUCGACAUCAAAGAUCUCACACUGGGGAGAAGCCAUACUCCUGUCCUGAGUGCAAGAAAUGUUUUUCACAGAAAUCAGACCUUGUAAGACAUCAAAGAUCUCACACGGGAGAGAAGCCGUUUUCAUGCUCUGAGUGCGGGAAAUGUUUUUCAAAGAAACCAGACCUUCUUAAACAUCAACGGUCUCACACGGGGGAGAAGCCGUAUUCCUGUCCUGGGUGUGGGAAAUUUUUUUCACAGAAAUCAGACCUUGUUACACAUCAAAGAUCUCACAUGGGGGAGAAGCUAUAUUCCUGCCCUGUGUGUGGGAAAUGUUUUUCAGAGAAGUCUAGUCUUUACAGACAUCAGAGGAUUCACAUGGGGGAGAAGCUGUAUUCCUGUCCUGGGUGUGGGAAAUGUUUUUCAGAGAAGUCCAGCCUUUACAGACAUCAGAGGAUUCACACAGGGGAGAAGCCGUAUUCCUGUCCUGGGUGUGGGAAAUGUUUUUCAGAGAAGUCCAGUCUUUACAGACAUCAGAGGAUUCACACGGGGGAGAAGCCGUAUUCCUGUCCUGGGUGUGGGAAAUGUUUUUCAGAGAAGUCCAGUCUUUACAGACAUCAGAGGAUUCACACGGGGGAGAAGCCGUAUUCCUGUCCUGGGUGUGGGAAAUGUUUUUCAGAGAAGUCCAGUCUUUACAGACAUCAGAGGAUUCACACGGGGUAG
Staurois parvus is the source of this 2262-nucleotide messenger RNA. The record is from the annotation of a GenBank genome assembly. NCBI's taxonomy places the organism in Eukaryota, Metazoa, Chordata, Amphibia, Anura, Ranidae.